AUGGAGCAAGAGUGCCGAGUGCUCUCCAUCCAGAGCCAUGUUGUCCACGGCUACGUGGGAAACCGCUCCGCCACCUUCCCACUGCAGGUGCUUGGAUUUGAAAUCGACGCCCUUAACUCUGUGCAGUUUUCAAACCACACAGGAUAUGCCCACUGGAAGGGCCAAGUGCUGAACUCCGACGAGCUCCACGAGUUGUAUGAAGGCCUCAAGCUGAACAACGUGAACAAGUAUGACUACGUGCUCACGGGCUACACCCGGGACGCAUCCUUCCUGGCCAUGGUGGUGGACAUCGUGCGGGAGCUGAAGCAGCAGAACUCCAGCCUCGUGUAUGUGUGCGACCCAGUGAUGGGAGACAAGUGGAAUGGUGAAGGCUCAAUGUAUGUUCCGGAGGAUCUCCUUCCAGUUUACAAAGAAAAGGUCGUGCCUCUUGCUGACAUCAUAACUCCGAACCAGUUUGAGGCUGAGAUACUGAGUGGCAGAAAGAUCCACAGCCAGGAAGAAGCACUGGAGGUGAUGGACAUGCUACACUCCAUGGGCCCUGACACUGUGGUCAUCACCAGCUCUGAUCUUCCAUCCUCGAGGGGCAGUGACUACUUGAUUGCACUUGGCAGCCAGAGGACAAGGCAGCCUGAUGGUUCUGUGAAGACGGAGCGGAUCCGGAUGGAGAUGCGCAAGGUGGAUGCUGUCUUUGUUGGCACGGGGGACCUCUUUGCUGCCAUGCUCCUGGCCUGGACACACAAGCACCCAAACAAUCUCAAGGUGGCAUGUGAGAAGACUGUGUCUGCUAUGCACCACGUGCUGCAGAGGACCAUCCAGUGUGCGAAAGCCCAGUCUGGGAAGGGGCAGAAACCCACCUCGGCCCAGCUAGAGCUCAGGAUGGUGCAGAGCAAGAGGGACAUCGAGAACCCGGAGAUUGUAGUGCAGGCCACAGUGCUGUAA
This is a messenger RNA of Elephantulus edwardii (Cape elephant shrew), 939 nucleotides long. RefSeq names its product pyridoxal (pyridoxine, vitamin B6) kinase (gene PDXK). The transcript has 11 exons. Lineage: Eukaryota; Metazoa; Chordata; Mammalia; Macroscelidea; Macroscelididae. Gene Ontology annotation, cellular component: cytosol. The record is from RefSeq and is a predicted model, not a curated record. The coding region runs from base 1 to 939 and encodes 312 amino acids. Gene Ontology annotation, molecular function: pyridoxal kinase activity. Gene Ontology annotation, biological process: pyridoxal 5'-phosphate salvage.